Molecule: messenger RNA, 2857 nt
Organism: Epinephelus moara (kelp grouper)
Lineage: Eukaryota; Metazoa; Chordata; Actinopteri; Perciformes; Serranidae
Gene: angptl1a
Product: angiopoietin-like 1a
Exons: 6
Coding region: 390-1853 (487 amino acids)
Biological process (GO): cell surface receptor protein tyrosine kinase signaling pathway
Source: RefSeq, a predicted model, not a curated record
UCAGUCCUCAGAGCUCAGUCUGUUGAAGUGGCCGGCUAUUGAACCAUGCCCCAGCCCGGGCCCCAGGACAGCUGAGUCCACAGAGAGGAGCACAUCUUUGGGAAGUAGGCCUUUGGCAAAAAAAGGGCUUCAUAUAUAUAUACUGUGAUUUUCAGCUGCAGGACAGAAGGAGUGAGUGGAGGGGAGCAACCUCAGAAGACUGGAGACAAAGAGACAGAGAGAUGAGUCCUGAGCACUGCAGCUCGGUGAAGACACAACACAAUACACACGUGAAACUAUAACUGAAGGAAACACACCCCCACUGCUGGUAACACAAAGAAGGGAGGCCUGGGGGGAGUUGGAGGGAGCGCCAGUAGCUGUCCAUCUAUCCAUCUAACCAGCCAGCAGCUAUGCAGGGGCUGAUGUGGAGCCUGUGUGCCCUGCUCUGCCUCUCCCUGUGGGAGCAAAGUUACUGUGCGAGCUCCAGGGAAGCCCGGAGGACCAAAGAGGUUUCACUGAAGAGGAGUAAACGAGCCCCCAUCAACCCUGAUGCCAAAAAGUGUUCCUACACCUUCCUUGUGCCCGAGCAGAGAAUCACAGGUCCAAUCUGUGCCAGCACCACAGGCCCCCAGCCAGACAAGGACAGAGUGACCCGUAUGGACAUUGCAGAUGUGCGGGAGGUGCUCAACAAACAGCGGCGUGAGAUUGAGACGCUGCAGCUGGUGGUGGAUGUGGAUGGUAACUUAGUGAACGAGAUGAAGCUGCUGCGGAAGGAGAGCAGGAACAUGAACUCCAGGGUGACCCAACUCUAUAUGCAGCUGCUGCAUGAGAUCAUCAGGAAAAGAGACAACUCUCUGGAGCUGGCCCAGCUGGAGAACCGCGUCCUCAAUGUGACCUCGGAGAUGAUGCGACUGGCUUCAAGGUACAAGGAGCUGGAGGCCAGGUUUGCCGUGAUGGCCGGGGUGGUCAACAACCAGUCAAUUCUCAUCUCUGCAUUGGAGGAGCAGUGCCUGAGGACACUGGGACGCAGUGAGCUGCCUGUAGUUCCCCCGCUGGUACAGGUGGUGCCACAGAAUAUACCGGUUAACAAUCGUUUCACCAACGAGAUACAGAGGGACAAUAACAACCGGGCCUUUCCUAGAGGAUCGCGCAUGGAUGCCCCUACUGCAAGCCCAUUUGGAAUUGAACCUCCACCGCCACAGGGAACACUUACAUCUGAUGGUCCCUUCAAAGACUGUUACCAGGUGCGACAAGCAGGCCACAGCACCAGCGGGAUGUACCUGCUUAAAACCGAUGGCAGUGAUCGAUUGAUCCAAGCCUGGUGUGAACAUGGCCUCGACAACGGAGGAUGGACCGUGUUGCAAAGGAGGAGAGACGGCUCUGUCAACUUCUUUCGGAACUGGGAGAAUUACAAGAGAGGCUUUGGAAACAUAGACGGUGAACACUGGCUUGGGCUGGAGAAUAUUUACAACCUGGGGAAACAGGGCGACUAUAAGCUGAUGAUAGAGCUGGAGGACUGGACGGGGAAGAAGGUGUAUGCCGAGUACAGCAGCUUCCACCUGGAGCCAGAGAGCGAGGGUUAUCGACUGAGGCUCGGCACCUACCAGGGCAACGCCGGCGACUCCUUCAGCAGUCACAACGGAAAACAUUUCACCACUCUUGAUCGUGACAAGGAUGCAUUUUCUGGUAACUGCGCCCACUUCCAUAAGGGCGGGUGGUGGUACAAUGCAUGUGGCCAGACCAACCUGAACGGCGUCUGGUACAGUGGGGGAGUUUACCGCAGCAAAUUUCAGGAUGGUAUCUUCUGGGCAGACUACGGAGGAGGUUUCUACUCCCUCAAGUCAGUGCGCCUCAUGAUCCGGCCGAUCGACUGAAACGUCGGACUGCAGCUCCCUUCAAAUGCACCUCAGUUUCCUUCCUUAUCUUUAUUUACCCAUAAACAAAGACUGUAAAGGCAGAGCCGGAAAUCCCUGCCAUCCUACAACACUGCCUUGUAAAAUACAAAGGAGGAAGAGACGGUGGCGUGUGUUAUGGCCAGACAAUAACAACUGCAGCAGUCUGCGCAGUGGCUGGCUCCCAGGUUGACUUUGAGAUGAAGACUAAUGCCACUGCCCUCCCUAAGUAACUGCUCUCCUCCACCUUUAGUAAUGGUCCGUCAAGUUCCCUUGGACCAUGAAGUAUUACUCUCAAGUGCCCUAUUUUAGUCACCCUUGUUGAAACUCAGUAUGUAAUAAAAGGGAAAUGGUCAUUUACUAAAGACAUGAGAUUUCUUCUGAGCAGCUAAUGAACGUAGUGUCGCCCAUACCAAAGGGUACUGGAUGUACGGGGAUGUUUAACCAUUGAAGCAUGAAAAGUGAUGAAAUGUUAAAGUUAUGUUGCCGAUUAGAGAAUCCAACAGUUAGAGGACAGGACUUGCCAAACCUACUGUCUACUCGUUCCUGUGUUUUGUCUGGACUUCAGGGGAUUCAUUUGACCCCAACAGAAAAUGAACUGGUGCAACAGUGUGCUUGUUCAAUGUGCAUAUGGCUGAGCUGGCUUUGGUAUGUAAAUAUCUUUGGCUUUAUUUGUGAAAGGUAAUUUAAAGAGGUGUGAUUCUUCUCAGGCCAAAUGUUCACAAUAUUGUCACUCUGCCAUUGUUUGUUAUUUAUCAGUGUAUUUAUAGUAAGUAUAGUCACAUGGCCAUUUUAUAUCUAGCCCCCUUUUUUUUAUCCCAUGUAGAGAUACAUUAAUGUCACUUGAAAAGAGGCACACACACACACAUACACACACACACACACACACACACUUAGCCGACAUAAACAAACCCACAGUGGAUGUCUAGUUGGAAAUAUGAGACAUGCACUUCCUGUUUUCAUCAAAUUAAAUUCUUUUGUAAACA